This is a messenger RNA of Homarus americanus (American lobster), 3388 nucleotides long. RefSeq lists its product as uncharacterized. The transcript has 3 exons. The record is from RefSeq and is a predicted model, not a curated record. The coding region runs from base 1928 to 2860 and encodes 310 amino acids. NCBI's taxonomy places the organism in Eukaryota, Metazoa, Arthropoda, Malacostraca, Decapoda, Nephropidae.
UUUGUUUGGUUAGGUCUGUUCUUCAUACCCACGAAUGUUAAGUAGCGUUUAUUUUAAAAAUUUUAAAUUUUUUAACAUUUCCACAAACUAUAACAGUGUCUACUAUAAUAUGACAAUGAAAAUCCGACGUUUUUAUAAUUGUUUUCAAUCAAUUUCGCUCACGGGUUAGUCCUAUAUAAUUACCAUGUAUUUUUCUGAAGAUGUGGCUUAUGGAGUUUAUUUAGGUAUUCAGUUUAAUAUGAUGUUAGGGUAGGGCGGACGCUCAUACGGUGAGUGUUUAUUGUGUGAGCGCCAAAAAACUAUCCUUUUAUGGGGUUAUUUUAUUUACAGAACAUUUCAUGCUUGAAUAGAUACAGGAAUAUCAUUCGAUGAGGCAGUUAGAUAUGAAUCCUCCAUGUCUUAACUACUGGCCUGACUCUAUAGAAAAAAAAAAGGUAAAUUUACAGUUUCAACCACAACUGCUGUUCGACCAUAGAUUUUUUUUUUCCCUUGGUAUUUGGUGUGAUUCAUUCUAAUUUGCCUUACAUUUCUGUCGGAAAUGAGUCGUUUUGGAGUUAUCACUCCCCUAUAGAACCUGACCUAACCAACCAAAGAAACCUACCUAACUUUACCUAACCAACCAAAGAAACCUACCUAACUUUCCUAACCAACCAAAGAAACCUACCUAACCUUACAUAACUUUCUAGCCAUCUCCACCAUAUUAGACAGAAAAUACUUAUUUGGCAAAUAUUUAGUAGUUGCCAAUUUGCCACCACCUAAUGGACUUUUGAAAAUGGGUUUUUAUCGUGUAAAUCUUUGUGUUAAAUACAAAUAUUACCUUCAUUGCCAUCGGAAAUGAGCAGUAGUUGAGGUAUUGAACAAAUGUGGAAGGUCGAACAAUUUAAAGACCUAAAAAAAAAACUUACCUAAUCUAACCUAACCCCUAGUGCAAGAAACUACCUUAAGUAAGAGAUACAGAGGAUAGAGUGAUGGGACUUGAAUGAGGAAGUGGUGUCUUCGUCAGUGUCCGUCUCUUCACGCUAAUCGGCGCGGACAACUAUGGCAUCCCAUCAACACACACUGAUUGGCCAAGUAUUAAAAAAUUGAAGUUAAAAUAACUCAAAAACUAUAAAUUUACGACGGAAACGUAAUAGAAUUAAAUUUUUUUUAUCUAUCUCCCCAUACAGUAUAUGACUCAAUAAUCAAUUAGGUGGUGGCAACUACUAAAUAUUAAUGAUGUAUUUUGAUAUCUGGUACAAAUGAAAGCAGCUUUGUUGAAGCAUCAUGGUGUAAUUUUACGUUUUUUGUGGACAUGAAAGUAUGCUCAAAUCGAGUGGGUCAGUUGUAAACAAACAGACGAUUUACUUUAAUUUCUUACGUGAAUUUACUCAGUUAAUAUCCAUUUGCGACGGAAGUGGUAUUGGAAAAAGUUGUUCCUCUUGAUGAGAUAUAACUAAUGGUAAACACAAAAUUGCUCUAACCGAGUUGGGGCUGAAACUAAAAUAAUAUAAAAAAACUAGGGUGGAUUUGUUAGGUUCAGCUACCUAGUCUGGUAUUAAUAUCGUUUCAGUCAUCCAGCAAUUUUUAGGAUUUUAAGUUUAGGAAUCAGUAGUUUAGACAAUUCUAAGACCCUUUACUUCUACAGUAUAGCAUUUCUUCCGCUUGUGAUUACUUCCGAGAAAAUCGUAAUAAAUUGUUUGAUAAUCGUCGUAUUUUUUUCCAAGUUCUUGCUGAUGUUACCACUGUCUGAGUGAGCUCCUGUGUGCUUGUUUAUUUCUUUAUUGGUUACUAUGCUGUAUUAUGCAUGUGCUAGAGUCUUUGGACUUUGAUUGGUGGGUAUAAUUUUGGAUCAACCAAUCACAGCUCAGUAUAGGCCCCUGGCAGAUCCCCCUACAGUCAGAGAAAGAGCGGCCAGACAGUGCGACUUGUGUAUGAUGAGGAGGAUCUCAUGAACCCAACUCUGAGUCUAAUUAUGGAUCCAAAGAUGGCAGGUGUCGUACAUAUGGUGGUGUUUGCUGGUACUUCACACUGGGACAAGUUGAUUGUAGCUUCAAGUGUUGCUGUAACUCACAGCACAACACAAUCAACAUGGAUAUUUGAAGAUGAUUGCCAUGGAAAAGAAUCUUGUCAUAUGUCCAUAUUGAAUUGUAGCCAGAAGUGUCAUUUAAAUUAUAAUAUGAAUGAGAUUCUUAAUAUUGAGUGUAUUGAAAAGGGAAUGAAAAAAUUGAGCAUUAAAAACUCUUUUAAAGGGAUUCCUCAGCUGAAAUGCAAGAGUGAAGGGCUACACUUUUCAUUGUUUUUAAAAGAAUUAAAAAUUUCAAAUAUAUAUAGAUUGUCAGUAUAUCAACAAUGGCUAUUAAAGUUUAAGCAGAAAUAUUCUCUAGAUAUGAUAAACGAACAUAAAGAGCAUUUAAUCAUAAGGUGGACUUUGGAAGAUUCUAUGCCUUAUAUCAUUGAUUAUGAAUGGUGUAAUAUAAUGAAACGUUCAGUUCAAGAGAAGCAACAUCUUAAUACUAUAAUGUCUUGGCUCUCCACACUGGGUGGUGCAUGUUCGGCACUUGGAGAUUACAGUGCACAGUUUGCAGAACGAGCAGGGACAAUAUCUUUGCAGCAGUUGGACAUUGCAUUUCGCCUAGGAGAUCCCCUUAUUGUCUCUAGGUGUAGACUCUAUGCUGCAAUAUCCCUCAUUCAGCAGCAUAAAUUUAAGGUGUGUCUGUGCUGCCGUAGAGAAUCAAACAGCAAGAAAUUUGACUGUGGGACCCAGACCUACCACUUCUCUCAACCAGUUAAUGACAGUCCAGAGCCAACAGACAGUCAGGCACAGUCCAAAGAAACUGCACUAGCCAAUCUAAACCUUAAGACAGUUAUUCAGGUGAGAUAAAUGACUGUUAUCUUCAGGUGAGCACUUGGGGGCAAGGCUGGCAUUACUGUACGGCAAGGUUGAUAUUUAGUCAGAAUGUACGGUACGGAAUUAUGGUACAAUAUUUUCCUUGAAGUACGAUACGGUACGAUUUAGGUACGGAAAAAUGAGCAAAAUUCCGUACCGUACCCCAGGCUUAAAAACAUGCUCAUGCACUUAUUAACCCCUUGAGGAUUGUGACGUAUUUUGACAGUUUAUUCUGGCUAUCAUUAAGACACUUUUAUGCAGCUUAGGAAGGAUUUGUGGGAAUAAACAGUAUAGACUAGCUGAAUUAGCCAUCUGUGUAUUGUCUUUCAUAUACCCUUCCUAAAUUGAAUAAAAUCAUCUAAUAAUAGUCAGAAAAGAGAAAAGAAAUGUGUCAUCGAUCUUCAAAGGGUUAAUGUGGCUUGAUCAGUACCGUCCGCCUGCUGGUAGUGUCGGUACUGAUCACGUUGCGUCACGCCAACUGUUCACGUAUAACUUGAGAGUAUUGUCUCCAACUCUCCACAG